Hyalella azteca is the source of this 1007-nucleotide messenger RNA. Its product is annotated as zinc finger protein 236-like. Bases 33 to 1007 code for a protein of 324 amino acids. Gene Ontology annotation, biological process: positive regulation of DNA-templated transcription; epigenetic regulation of gene expression; negative regulation of transcription by RNA polymerase II. The transcript is spliced from 6 exons. Lineage: Eukaryota; Metazoa; Arthropoda; Malacostraca; Amphipoda; Hyalellidae. Gene Ontology annotation, molecular function: chromatin insulator sequence binding; DNA-binding transcription factor activity; RNA polymerase II cis-regulatory region sequence-specific DNA binding. The record is from RefSeq and is a predicted model, not a curated record.
GUGGCAGCAAAGUAAAGUCUGAAGCCUUGGAAAUGGUUGGCCUUCCUCCAGCACCCAAAGUUUCUGUUGUCAAAGAGGAGCCUGAGGAAGAAAUUGACGAUGUGUCCAUCAAAGAGGAACCAUUUUCUUAUGGACAAGAGGCUUCUCCAACUAUAGAUAUCAGCCCUGCACCUGCACUCUCUUCUUGUGUGCUGUGCAAGACCGAAGCUCACGUUGAGGCUCACGACGCCAACACAAGCGCUCCUCAGGACAUUCCUGCUCUGUUGUCAAAUAAGUGCAUUGCUGGUGGGUCAGCACCGGCAUCGGGAGACGCUGCUGGUGUCACUGAUGCCUCUGGAGCGUCCAGCUCCAAGCAGGGCACGAGGCUGGCGUCUUCCCUGCGUGGAUUGGUGCCUGCAGGUGCAGGCAAAGUGCAGCAAUGCAUUUAUGUGGCACAGCCUGCUUCAGUACCCCACCGCUGCUCUGCCUGUGAAAAUACUUCAAGUUCAGAGAGGGGACUGCAGCAGAAUAUUAAUGCAGUGCAUUCUAAAGAAAAACUACAGUGCCCUGAGUGUGAUUAUAAUUGUAUCACAAAAGGGUCCUUGAAAAGGCAUUUACAUUGCAAGCACUCUACAGAAAAACCUAUUCAGUGCUCCAAGUGUGAUUAUGCUUGCACCACAAAAUGGGCCUUGAAAAGUCAUUUGCUUCACAAGCACUCGACAGAAAGACAUAUUCAGUGCUCCAAGUGUGAUUAUGCUUGUAUCACAAAAGGGAAUUUGAAAAGACAUUUUCUUCACAAGCAUUCAACAGAAAGACCUAUUCAUUCUACAGAAAAACCUAUUCAGUGCUCCAAGUUGGAGCAGGCUGGUGGCUCCAAAUUGUUCAGCACCUUGGUUGUGGUGCACGAGAAGUGGUUGCUGGACAGCAUUCAGUUCUACCAGGUACAACCAUACCAGAACUACCAAGUGGCUGCUGUUGAAGAUCUCAAGCGCAGUCUCCACCAAGAAAUUCAGGAUAAUUUGAAUUAG